Messenger RNA from Hypomesus transpacificus, 6936 nucleotides. It is a transcript of the gene kcnh6a, whose product is annotated as potassium voltage-gated channel, subfamily H (eag-related), member 6a. Lineage: Eukaryota; Metazoa; Chordata; Actinopteri; Osmeriformes; Osmeridae. The record is from RefSeq and is a predicted model, not a curated record. Bases 607 to 4200 code for a protein of 1197 amino acids. Gene Ontology annotation, molecular function: inward rectifier potassium channel activity. The transcript has 16 exons. Gene Ontology annotation, cellular component: membrane. Gene Ontology annotation, biological process: regulation of ventricular cardiac muscle cell membrane repolarization; potassium ion transmembrane transport; membrane repolarization during action potential.
UCUGCUCUCUGUCAGAGUGUCAGCCACGUCGGGUGACGACUCCCCUGGCCUGCGCAGGGGAAAUCUGUCAAAUAGGGACAGUCGGGGGUUGUUGACUAGUCUGGUAAAUAGGAGCUUCUUCCUUGAUGCGCCAAUUAUUUGAUCAGAUUCUAGGAUGAAAUGCUAAAUUUUAUUGGCUUCCAACCGUUGGUCCUUUCAGCGGCUUUGCUUACCCGUGGCGUUGCUUAUACGUAAUUAACUGAUGCGAAAGGAACUUUCUUACUCUUCAUACAACGGCACGUUUUCCACUUUUUUUCCACUUCGCUCUUCAGUUUGAAUGAAUAAUCCAGAGUUGCUUGUUGAAUUGAGCUUCACUUUGGAUAUAGUCUCUGUAUCGCGCGCACCAUCUUCCUGUGGAGCGCUCGUUCCAUCGCCCUGGCAACCAGUCUUCGCGGCUGCGGGGUGACACGGUUAUUUAAUCAUCAGACGCUUCCAGAAAUACGUUUCUUUUUUGUCGCCUACCUCCAUGACACGAAAGUCUGUUUUCUUGAAGUCAGGUUUUACUUCUGUUAAUUCUGCAAUUUACAAGGUUCAUGAGUCGGAGAAGUCUCCUCUUUCAGCGUCAAAAUGCCUGUGAGACGCGGUCAUGUCGCGCUCCAAAACACCUAUCUGGACACCAUUAUUCGCAAAUUCGAUGGACAAAAUCGCAAGUUCCUGAUUGCCAACGCACAGAUGAAGAACUGCGGAAUCAUCUACUGCAACGAGGGAUUCUGCCAGCUCUUUGGAUUCUCCCGAGCGGAGAUCAUGCAGCAGCCUUGUACCUGCCAGUUCCUGGUAGGGCCUGGCACCAUGAAAAGUGCCCUGGCACAGUUGGCUCAGGCCCUGCUGGGUUCUGAGGAGCGCAAGGUGGAGAUCCUCUACUAUGCCAAAGAAGGGACUUGCAGGCCAUGUCUGAUUGAUGUAGUCCCUGUAAAGAAUGAGGAAGGGCUGGUCAUUAUGUUCAUCCUCAACUUCCAAGAGCUUAUAGACCCCUCCCUGAAGAAAGGAGGCAUCAGGCAGAGAAUGGCUCAGGGUUGGGUAUGGGCAGGUCAGAGUCGUAGACUGAAGAUGAGAUUGCCUAUGAUGCACGCCAUGCGCCAGGCCUCGCUCUCCAAAGAGCAGUUCGAAGGGGUGGUGGUCGACUACCUGCAGCCCAACAGCGAGGAGGUCCCGCUGAAAGAGUUCCGCAUCCCAUCCAAAGAGAGCUGCAUGCAAUCAGAGACGGAGGCGUUGAUAGAGCAGGACCUGGAGCCGUCCUCUCCCGCCGGCCAGUCCUCCCCCAAGCGUCUGUCCCUGCUGGUGGAGCGACUGGACCCCGGGGGGGUCUUCCUCGGCGGGGCUCUGCCCCACAGCCGCUCCCGGGAGAGCGUCCGCAGCCUGAGGCGGGCUUCCUCCCUGGAUGACAUAGACAGCAUGAGGGCUGAGUGGACCAGCCGUCAUGGAGACCCUCAGUCCAGCAGCAACCUGAAGCCCAGCACCCUGAACUCCACCUCCGAUUCGGAUCUGAUGCGGCCCCGGACCAUCAGCCGUAUUCCCCAGGUCACUCUCACCUUGAGACCACCGUCUCCCACCGAGAUUGAGAUCAUCGCGCCCAGCAAGGUCAAAGACCGCGCCCAGAAUGUGACAGAGAAGGUCACGCACGUCACGCAGGUGUUGUCCCUGGGGGCUGACGUGCUUCCAGAGUACAAGCUCCAGGCCCCACGCAUCCACAAGUGGACCAUCCUCCACUACAGCCCCUUCAAGGCUGUGUGGGACUGGCUCAUCCUGCUGCUGGUCAUCUACACGGCCGUGUUCACCCCCUACUCUGCCGCCUUCCUGCUCAACGAGGUGGAGGACGAGCGGAGGCGUACCUGCGGCUACACCUGCAACCCGCUCAAUGUGGUCGACCUGGUGGUGGACGUCAUGUUCAUCGUGGACAUCCUCAUUAACUUCCGCACCACCUACGUCAACCACAACGACGAGGUGGUGAGCCACCCAGGUCGGAUCGCCCAGCACUACUUCAAAGGCUGGUUCCUCAUCGAUAUCGUGGCGGCCAUCCCCUUCGACCUGCUCAUAUUCCGCUCUGGCUCUGAAGAGCCCCAGACCACCACACUGAUUGGCCUGCUCAAAACAGCACGGCUCCUGAGAUUGGUACGAGUGGCCAGAAAGCUGGACCGCUACUCUGAGUACGGUGCCGCAGUCUUGUUCCUCCUCAUGUGCACCUUCGCCCUCAUCGCCCAUUGGCUGGCCUGCAUCUGGUAUGCCAUCGGCAAUGUUGAGCGCACCGGCUCUGCCCGCAUUGGAGAGAUGAAGAUCGGCUGGUUAGAUAACCUGGCUGACCAGAUAGGUAAACAUUACAAUGACAGCGACGCAGGCUCUGGUCCCAGCAUUAAGGACAAGUACGUCACCGCACUCUACUUCACCUUCAGUAGUCUGACCAGUGUGGGCUUUGGCAAUGUCUCCCCCAACACAAACCCUGAGAAGAUCUUCUCCAUCUGUGUCAUGCUUAUUGGCUCUCUGAUGUACGCCAGCAUCUUUGGAAACGUAUCAGCCAUCAUCCAGAGGCUGUACUCUGGCACGGCACGUUACCACACCCAGAUGCUCCGCGUCAAAGAGUUCAUCCGCUUCCACCAGAUCCCGGGGGGACUGCGCCAGAGGCUGGAGGAGUACUUUCAGCACGCCUGGUCUUACACCAACGGCAUCGACAUGAACGCUGUGUUGAAAGGUUUUCCAGAGUGUUUGCAAGCGGACAUCUGCCUGCACCUGAACCGCACCCUGCUCCAGAACUGCAAGGCGUUCCGGGGAGCCAACAAAGGGUGUCUGCGUGCGCUGGCUGUACGCUUCAAGACCACCCACGCCCCGCCGGGCGACACCCUGGUCCACAGCGGAGACGUCCUCUCAGCCCUGUACUUCAUCUCACGAGGAUCCAUAGAGAUACUGAGAGAUGAUGUGGUGGUGGCUAUACUGGGUAAGAAUGACAUCUUUGGGGAACCCAUCAGCCUGUACGGUCGGCCGGGCAAGUCCAGCGCAGAUGUGAGGGCGUUGACCUACUGUGACCUCCACAGGAUCCAGAGGGACGACCUGCUGGAGGUGCUGGACAUGUACCCCGACUUCUCAGACACGUUCUGGAGCAACCUGGAGAUCACCUUCAAUCUGAGAGAUGUAGAUAGAAUAAACCAGGCAACCCCCAGCGAGGAUUCUGAAUGUGGAUACCGCCGGCCACGACGAAGAAGAAACUCACUGCACAGACGCAACCGCCCAGACGGCAUGGACCGCGAGGACUCCUACCCGGACCAGUCCUGUCCGAUGGGAAACCACCGAGACCCCAACACCAGCUCCCAGUGGGACGACCUCUGCAGCAGCACCAGUGCCUGCUCCAGUGACGAUGAGAUGAAGCCCGUAGGACACAGCAAAGCUGAGUUGAGAUGCGACACCCACGACUACCGCCCUGCUGCCGUGAGCCUGCUGGGCUCCGGCGGGCCCUCUGCCGGCCUGCCAGGGGCCAUGGAGCGAGGAGGACAUCACUACACGGUGGCAGCCCCAGUCAACAUGCCAGGGUAUUACGGCAUCUGGCCCGAACGGAGGCCCAGCCAGUUCUCAGAGAGCCAGCGCCGCUCGUCCUCAGUGAGGGCCACGUUCCACCCUCCCCCCUGCACAGAGGACAGGCCCAGCGAGCUGGAGGCCAGGCUGGACCUGCUGCAGUCUCAGCUCAACAGACUGGAGACUCGGAUGACGGCUGACAUCAACGUGAUACUGCAGCUUCUACAGAGGCAGAUGGCCCCGGUGCCUCCUGCGUACAGUGCUGUGUCGCCGAGUCCCCAUCCGCCUCACCCUCCAACGCUGUACGAUACAGGAGCCCCCCUUAUCCAUAGCAUCCCCCCUAUCCCACCAGUCCAGAUUGACAGCAUACCCUCCACACUGCCGUGUUCGGAUUCAGACUUCAAGCACAGGUCCAAGGACUCCCUGUCCAGUGGAAUCCACCUUGCUGUGGCCUCUGAUGACACCAUGUCCAUGUCCCCAGAGACUGAGCCUCAUCCAGGCCCACCAGUGGGCCUCCCCCAGCUCCCUGGCCCUGCCCAGGGCCCCCCCAGACUGCUGUGUGGCAGCCAGCGCUUCCCCUCCCUACCUGAGAACCUGGAGACCUCAACAGACGGCCAGGAGAUCCAGAGGCACGUGUCCAACCCCAUCCUGCCAGGCAGCUAGACCCGCCCGCCCCCUCCGCCCUCCACCGAGCACCCCCUGCCCCACCACAGGAGGGCAGACAUACGGUGCUCCAGACACCAUGCUAAUCCUCUUCUUCUCCAGCCUUUUCCCAUCCCUGACCCUGAUCUGUUAAAUGCUGCUGAAGAACGUGGAUUGCCUUUCACACUGCCGAGGGGGAAGAUCAGGAAAAUGCCUCCUCUCUUUCUCCCAGACUCACGGGCCAGUACCACUGGCUCCUUUCCCCUCUCUCGCUCUCUCUCUCUCUCUCUCUCUCUCUCUCUCUCUCUCUCUCUCUCUCUCUCUCUCUCUCUGUCUCUCUCAGGGCCCAGGCCAACCUCUUCCUGAGGAGAACUGACCUGCACUGAGCUGACUAUGAUCAUCCAGAAACACAAACACGUCACACAAAUACUCACAACACGCCCCACAUACCUUUUAAGAUGUAGCAACAACAUACCAUCCUAAUGUUUCCUUUAAGUGAUGAGGUGAGAUUACAAGCAUGGCCGCUUCAUGCUCCUUUUGUGGAGAGAGACACCUUUUUGUCUGCCUGUGUAGGACAAUCACACUGUAGAAGACGUGCACAACCAGCCCGUCCAUAUAGAUUUGUGUCCUUUUUCUUAGAAUUAAAAGAAAAUAUGAAAAUGUGUUGAAUUUAGAAAAAGGGGAUCUUAAAUCAUGAAUGCUUAUGCACAAAGUUAACAGUCACAACACUUUUUGGUUGAUCUAUAAAAUAUAAUGAGAUGAAUUGAGAUGACAACUAAAAUUAAUAAUUAACGGUUGUUUUUUAACCAGUCAUUUGAGAUGGAAGGUUGGUGUUGGUGUGACAACAAGUAACUCAACAUUUCUGAUGAAGGAUUACAAACCAACCUUCAUACGGAAUAGUGCACAACACAACAAAUGUUGCGGCCAUUUUGUGCAAAGAAAUAAAGCUUUCUGUCAUGACCAGAUAAUCAGAUUUUACAAUGACAUACUAUAUGCUAACAUUAAAAGCCAUCUUUGUAAUGGUGUAAUUUGGCCAUUGCCAUGGUUCAUGACAAUGAAUUGCCGUGUGAAUCAAGCAAAGCAGAAAUGUAUGUAUUUUUCCUUUUAGUUUUAGUAAUUGUGUAAAGCAUUAUAAAAAUACUUUACUUUUUAUUUUUUAUAAUGCCAACUGCUUUGCUUGUUUCCCCUAUGUGUGACUAUGUAUCUGUACUGUUGGACAUGACUGUGGAUACAUCAAAGCUGUCAUCUGUUUUUAGGGGUGGGUGUGUGUUCAGUGUGUGUUGACUAUGUUAAGUGAUUAUGAUCACAGUUACAUAUUCAACAUUGCACCAGUGAUAAAGGAAAAUAUACCUAAAUUGUGUGUAAUGAUGGUGCCAACGUCCAUAUGUGUGUUGGUGUGUAAUUGGAUUGAGUUGGGGGAGGUUUCCUGUCAAUGGAGACUGGGUUCUGACUUGGGAUACAGUCAUCCUCUUUUGUGCUGGAAAGUUUCAAAAUGAGGGUGAAUGUAAUAACUUUUGUAAACCUUUGUCACUCUGUAAAGGUUUACUGAAGCACAAAUUAAUUUAGUAUUAUGUUUUUUUUUAGACAAAAUAUUAUUUAUAACAGAAAAAAGCAUCUCUUUGUGGCUUUUCCAUUUCAGUGUGGUAUUGAUCUGAAAUAAGCAGGGAACUUGAUGCAGUGACACAAAGAUCUGCAUGGUAUAGGACAGACAUUCAGGUUUAUUUGGGUAGAACAAAUUCGGUAAUACAAACUUUCAUGAAAAAAGGUACAACAUGAACAUAUGUCUUAUCAAUAUCUUAGUUCAUAUAUUUAUAUGUAUGUACAUUGUCACUUGUAUAGACAUGCUACAAGAGUUUGACAUUGGAGUAAAGAACAUUAAAAAAAAGGGAGUGGUCUACCAAGUACAGAGAAAGAUUAGUACAAGGAAAUCACUCUCCGUCAAUACUAAGCUAAGUAAACGACAUAUCACAGUCAUGACUCAAGAUAGGAACUGCAAAUCCUGGCACAUCUCUAUUUAAACUAUAAAAAGUUAUGACAUGGAAGAUUCAAUGACCGGUUCAGUCAGGCUCUGUUCUGGAUGAUAACAGCUCACGCUCAACAUGCUUCCCACACAGGAAGGCAUGACCACUGACAUUUGAGAACAUUUUAUAUUCUUCCUUGUUCCUUCACUGAUAUUACAUUGCAUCUGUCAACAAAGACCACACCAAUCUCAGUACUAUCAUGGGUAGCUGACAUUAAAUACAGUGUACUAAUCUUUUCUAUGUGUAUGGAAAAAAUCAAACACCAAGGGUAUUUAAAAUGGUUAGGACACAAAAUGAUAAGUGCAGUGUCACUGGUUCAUUGUCCAUAUUCACCUGCCCUACGUUGUUAUAAUCAACCACAAGACCUCAACUGUCCCUUUUGAUAAUCUAUUGGUUGGCAUUUCUUUUUGACACUCAGAAACAGAUCAGUCUGAAAUCUGUGUUUCCAUUGACACCUGAUCAGCAGUAACAGUUGCACCAAACUGGACACUGAUGCAUGUUAGAGCUCUAAACACACUGAACACCACUACAAACAAAACAAAUAAAUAGUGCAUACUCGGUUUGAAGUAGAGGUGAGAUCAAUAAAAAACAGUAAACUAAGAUGUUGUGGAGUAGAACAAGGGAAACUCCCAAGAGCCAGGGAGUUUUCCUAGAUUCCCCUUUCCAAAGGCGUGUCCAUGUGGAGAGAGAAUUGUGUUGAGGCAAAGAGUCUGACUAUUUCAGUCUAUUUCAGUCU